AUGGCUAAACACUUUGUCACGAGUGGAAGCUUUAAAUCCCCGGUCCAUCACUAUAAUCUUCAGCACCCGACCUUCAGCGGCGGUGAAAUUUUUUUUUCGGGAGGAACUAGUAACGGGGACAGAAUUUUGAAACCGAAGACAGUUCGCUUGGAUUUCCCGUGCUUUGAUGCUGAGGAUGCAGAAACCUGGUGCUGUUGUGCAGAGCAGUUCUUUGAGUACUAUAGUACUCCGGAUGAACACCGCUUCCCCCUUUCUUCCUUCCAUAUGGAUGGUCGUGCACUUGUUUGGUUUCAGGAGUUGGGUGCUAGCAAUUCCAUCCGCUCUUUGAAGGAUUUUGUCUGUUCCUUGCAGAUCCGUUUUGGCCAAGGGUCUUACGAUGAUCCUAUGGAGACACUGUCCAAAUUGAAGCAAGAGGGCGCACUUGAGGAAUACAAGAAUCAGUUUGACACGCUGGCCCUUAAGGUGCAAGACUUACCAGAUUUCCACAAACUCAGUUGUUUUUUGGGAGGCCUUAAAGACGAACUCCAGGUGCCCGUGAGAAUGUUUAAUCCCAAGGCGCUGGUUGAUGCCUAUUCCUUGGCACGGAUAGGAGGAGUGUGUGAUGACUUCGAAAAGUUUAACCCGAAUUUGAACCCGCCAACAAGGGGCGGUCUACCUGAUCGGGAAGGACCUAAACUGAACCAAGCUUUGGUUUCGGUUCAGAAAAUAUCCCAGGCACAAAUAGAGGAUCGGAGGCGUAAAGGCCUCUGUUAUUCGUGUGAUUCUAAGUGGACAAUGGGGCAUGUAUGUGCUGUCCAGAAGCUCUUUAUCCUUGAGGUUUUGGAUGAGCAAGCCCCUGAUCCGGAGAAGGCUCUCGGACCUGCUGAGGAGGACCCGGGUGAAUUCUUUUUGGAAGAAUUCCCGGAGAUUUCAUUGAAUGCCAUUAUUGGCACUCCUCAUCCGAAGACUAUGCGUUUGGUUGGUUUUUUAAGAUUGCAACUGGUGGUUAUUUUGAUUGAUUCCGAUAGUACGCAUAAUUUUGUUGACACAAAAUUAGCGGCUACACUUGGCAUUCGACCCUUAGUGCAGGAUGCUAUUCGAGUGAAGAUUGCUAAUGGGGAGAAAAUUACUAGUCCAGGGUGUUGUAAGGAAGUGGAGGUGAAAAUACAAGGGUCCAGUUUCCGCACUGACCUAUUUAUCCUUCCUCUAGUUGGUUGUGAUGCCAUAUUGGGGAUUCAGUGGCUCCGCACCUUGGGGCCAAUCCCACUUCGAAUGGAAUUCCAGCAUAAGGGUGUUACUUGCAUUCUCCAAGGCUUGAAGCAGGGACCCCAACUAUGUGUGGAGGGAAGUGAUUCGUUUAGGCUACCUAAACAGAAGAGAAAGGGUGGACAACAUCUAUCACUGAGCCAGCAGGAAGUUCCACCUCCUGUGGUAGAGCCAAAGGCCCAGCCUGUUUCUGUUCGACCCUACCGCUAUCCUUUUUAUCAAAAGGAGGAAAUCGAGAAAAUUGUGAAGGAAUUGUUUCACAUGGGUGUUAUACGGCACAUCCACAACCUCUUUUCAUCCCCAGUCUUAUUGGUUCGGAAAGCCGAUGGCACAUGGAGGAUGUGCAUGGACUAUAGGGCUUUGAAUAAGGUAACUAUUAAAGAUAAGUUUCAUCUUCCUGUGGUUGAUGAAUUGUUAGAUGAGUUAUAG
Messenger RNA from Alnus glutinosa, 1674 nucleotides. RefSeq lists its product as uncharacterized. The transcript has 4 exons. Lineage: Eukaryota; Viridiplantae; Streptophyta; Magnoliopsida; Fagales; Betulaceae. The record is from RefSeq and is a predicted model, not a curated record. Bases 1 to 1674 code for a protein of 557 amino acids.